GGGGUCGCGGUCGGGUCGGGUCGGGUCGGGGUCGUCCGGGGCAGCUGGCGCUACUCGGCAUCCGCGGCCGGGCCAUGGCGGCGGAGGCGCGCGUGUCGCGCUGGUACUUCGGCGGGCUGGCCUCGUGCGGGGCCGCCUGCUGCACGCACCCGCUGGACCUGCUCAAGGUGCAUCUGCAGACGCAGCAGGAGGUGAAGAUGCGCAUGACGGGCAUGGCACUGCAGGUGGUACGCUCUGACGGCGUCCUGGCGCUCUACAACGGCCUGAGUGCCUCCCUGUGUAGACAGAUGACCUACUCCCUGACUCGGUUUGCCAUCUAUGAGACUGUGCGAGACCAUGUGACCAAGGGCAGCCAGGGGCCCCCACCUUUCUACAAGAAGGUCUUGCUGGGCUCCAUCAGUGGUUGCAUCGGAGGCUUUGUGGGGACUCCCGCGGAUAUGGUCAACGUCAGGAUGCAGAAUGACAUGAAGCUGCCCCAGAAUCAGCGCCGAAACUACGCCCAUGCCCUGGAUGGCCUGUACCGCGUGGCCCGCGAAGAGGGUCUGAAGAAGCUCUUCUCGGGCGCGACUAUGGCCUCCAGUCGAGGGGUAUUUGUCACCGUGGGCCAGCUGUCCUGCUAUGACCAAGCCAAACAGCUGGUUCUCAGCACAGGGUACUUGUCUGACAGCAUCUUCACGCACUUUGUUGCCAGCUUCAUCGCAGGUGGUUGUGCCACAUUCCUGUGCCAGCCCCUGGAUGUGCUGAAGACCCGCCUGAUGAACUCCAAGGGCGAGUAUCAAGGUGUUCUCCACUGCGCCAUGGAGACCGCGAAGCUCGGGCCACUGGCCUUUUACAAGGGCCUCUUGCCUGCCGGCAUCCGCCUCAUGCCUCACACCGUGCUCACGUUUGUGUUUCUGGAACAGCUUCGAAAACACUUUGGCAUCAAAGUGCCAUCUUAACUGGGCCAUGGGAGCGGGCUGGGCCACCCCUGGCCCCCAGUGCCAGGUUCUUCCAGAGUCCGGGAGGGUCACGGGACCGAGUGCUGCCCUGAGCCCACCUCCAGCCCCCGCCCUCGCCAGCCCAGGACCUCCCCCAGCCGGGCUCCUGCCCCCACCCAGCCUGCCAGGGCCAGAGCUCAUUCCACUGACUUUCAUCCCUCCAGCCCCCACCUGAGCACCUCAGGCUCUGCCCACCUAGCGUUCCAGCCACCCUCCCCUGCGCCCUGAUGACUCACUUGGUGGGGCAGGCUGUCCAGGCUUUCUGGGGUCUGGGGUCCCCUGCCCCUUCUCCUCCAGCCCUCUGGGUUUCUUCCUUUCAUGCACAGCUGCCUAGGGCCCACAGCACCAUCUUCCAGCAGCUUCCUUUGAGGACCUGGAUGGCAGAGUAGGGGGUUGCUCACCAAAUUAUGUGUGCGCACAUGCACUUUUAUCUGAGGAGAGGGACCAUAGCUUUCAUGACGUUCUCAAA
This is a messenger RNA of Ceratotherium simum simum (southern white rhinoceros), 1446 nucleotides long. RefSeq names its product solute carrier family 25 member 10 (gene SLC25A10). Lineage: Eukaryota; Metazoa; Chordata; Mammalia; Perissodactyla; Rhinocerotidae. Gene Ontology annotation, biological process: transmembrane transport. The record is from RefSeq and is a predicted model, not a curated record.